This is a messenger RNA of Antrostomus carolinensis (chuck-will's-widow), 3089 nucleotides long. RefSeq names its product macrophage mannose receptor 1. The coding region runs from base 87 to 3005 and encodes 972 amino acids. Lineage: Eukaryota; Metazoa; Chordata; Aves; Caprimulgiformes; Caprimulgidae. The record is from RefSeq and is a predicted model, not a curated record. The transcript is spliced from 22 exons.
GACUGUGAUGUUCUUAUGUUCAGGAUGGAUUUUGGGCAGACCAUUCUUGUGAAAAGAAAAUUGGCUACAUCUGUAAAAGGAAACCCAUGUCAGAAGCUCCUACAGAAGAGGAAACUAUUGACAUGGGCUGCCAGAGAGGUUGGAAAAGACAUGGUUUUUAUUGUUACUUCAUUGGAAAUACAUUUGUAUCAUUUUCUCAAGCAAAUCAAACCUGUGGAAGGUAUCAGGCCUUUUUAGCAACUAUUGAAGACAGAUACGAACAAGCCUAUCUGACUAGCCUGGUUGGGCUGAGAACAGAAAGAUACUUUUGGAUUGGACUUUCAGAUGUAGAAGAACAGGGAACGUUCAAGUGGGCUAGUGGCAAACCUGUCUUAUUUACACACUGGAAUUCCGAAAUGCCCGGAAGAAAGCCAGGCUGCGUUGCCAUGAGGACUGGAAUUGCAGGUGGAUUAUGGGAUGUAAUAAAAUGUGAUGAAAAGGCGAAGUUCCUAUGCAAAGUGUGGGCAGAGGGAGUGACAAUUCCACCUGUUCCUACAACAACUCCUAUUCCUCGGUGUCCAGAAGGUUGGGACUCAAACAGUCGUAUUAGCUUCUGUUUCAAACCUUUUUCAAGAGGAGAGCAUAAGAAAACAUGGCUUGAAUCUCAAGAGUUUUGCCGAGCUAUAGGAGGAGAUCUGGCCUCCAUUAAUGGUAAAGAAGAACAGUAUGUGAUAUGGCAUUCUAUUGCGAACAAUGGCUAUUACCACCAACAUUUUUGGAUGGGCUUAUAUUACUUGAAUCCUGAUGAUGGCUUUGUUUGGAGUGAUGGAUCUCCAGUGCGGUAUGAAAACUGGGGCUUUGGAGAACCCAAUAAUUAUCAAGGAAUUGAACUUUGUGCAGAGAUCAGUGGCGAUUCCAGCAUGCUUUGGAAUGACAGGCAUUGUGAUUAUCUAUAUGGAUGGAUUUGUCAGAUAAGAAAAGGAGCAAGUUUAAAGCCUGAACCAACAGAAUCUCCUGCACCCAAAUACAAGACUACUGAGGAUGGAUGGAUUAUGUAUGAAGACAAACAAUAUUAUUUCAGCACGGAUAGUGUUCCUAUGGAAAAAGGUCGGGAAUUCUGCAAAAGGAACUUUGGAGACCUUGCUGUCAUUGAGAGUGAAAGUGAAAGAAAGUUCCUCUGGAGAUAUAUCUUGAAAAAUGGCAAAGAGGAUUCAUAUUUCAUUGGUUUACAACUGAGUGUUGACCAACGGGCAAGCUGGAUGGACGGCACUCCAGUGAAUUAUUUGGCAUGGGCACCACAUGAACCUAACUUUGCAAAUAAUGAUGAAAACUGUGUAGUUAUGUAUAAGAAUUUAGGAUUUUGGAAUGAUAUAAACUGUGGUUAUCCAAAUCCCUACAUAUGUGAAAGGCACAACAGUUCCAUUAAUUCAACUGUUGCUCCAACAACAUUUGCAACUCCAAGAGGAUGUCAUCCAACUUGGCUUUCCUUUCAUAAUAAGUGUUACAAAAUAUUUGGAUCUACAGAAGAUGAACGUGUCACUUGGCAUGCUGCACGAACAGCUUGCAUGAAUUUAGGAGGAAACCUGGCCACUAUCGCUAAUGAACAAGUGCAAGCUUUCCUCACCUUCCAUAUGAAAGAUUUUGUUACUGAUACAUGGAUUGGAUUAAAUGAUAUAAACCAUGAACUGAGGUUCCUGUGGACAGAUGGAACAGGAGUUUACUUUACAAACUGGGCCAAAGGCUUCCCAUCAGGACAUAUGGAUUUAUACUCAUAUAAUGGCCAGGCUGAUUGUGUUGUCAUGAGAAACAGUCCUGUUAAGGAAGCAGGGAAGUGGGCCGAUGAGAGUUGUGAUAACAACAGAGGAUAUAUAUGCCAAAUUAAUGCAGAUGCAGAGUUUCAGCCUUCCACAAGUUCAUCCCCAUCCAGCAUUAUCCGUUAUGGUAACAGUAGUUAUUUGUUCAUCCACACCAAAAUGAAAUGGGAGGAUGCACGAAAAAAUUGCAAACAUGAUCAGUUUGAGCUUUCCAGCAUCUUAGACCCCUACAGUCAUUCAUUCCUGUGGCUAAAGAUAUUAAAGUAUGGGGUGCCUAUAUGGAUUGGUCUUAACAGUAAUGUGACCAAUGGGCGUUAUGAAUGGAUUGAUAACUGGAGAAUGAAGUAUACUAAAUGGGCGGAAGGGGAGCCAAAGCAGAAAAUAGGCUGUGGCUAUCUAGACAUUGCUGGAGCCUGGAAGACAGGAUCCUGCAAUGAAAGUUACUUUUCUGUUUGCAAAAAACCUGAUGUUCAAGCUCCCACCGAGCCCCCUCAGCUUCCAGGAAAGUGCCCUGAAUCAGAAGGACACAAGUCUUGGAUCCCUUUCCGAGGUCAUUGCUAUUACAUUGAAUCUUCAUCUACUAGAAACUGGGCCCAGGCAUCUUUAGAAUGUCUUCGACUAGGUGCUUCUUUGGUAUCGAUUGAAGACUCAGCUGAAGCCAACUUUCUGGCAAACACCAUUGAACCACUUGAAGGGAAAACAUCAACUUUUUGGACAGGAAUGUACAGAAAUGUGGAUGGAGAAUGGCUGUGGCUAGACAACACUGUAGUGAAUUUUGUCAACUGGAAUGUAGGAGAACCUUCCCCUCAACAAAACGAGCACUGUGUUGAAAUGUAUGCAAACUCUGGCUACUGGAAUAAUAUCUAUUGCUCUUCCUACAAAGGCUAUGUUUGUAAAAAGCCAAAAACAACUGAAAUGCCACCAGCAGCUGAAAUGCCACCAACUGAAAUGCCUACAAAGGCAAUGACAAAGGAUGAAAAAGCUUCCACUCUGAACCACGGUAAAACAGGAGUUCUAGUUAUUGUUGUCAUCCUCAUCCUGGUUGGAAGCGCCCUUGCAGGCUAUUUCUUCUACAAAAGAAGAAAGAAUCGCUUGUCAACAAAUGACAGCUUUGAGAACAAUUUGUAUUUUAAUAGUGAUGCAGUUCCUGGAACUAGUGACACAAAGGAUCUUGUGACCAACAUAGAACGUAAUGAACAUGCGACACUGUAAUGUAAUAAAAUGAAAUGUAGUGUAAUAUGCAAUGUAAAAUGUAAUGUAAUAAAAUAAAAUGUGCCUUCUGUUAAUAAAAAUAUG